This is a messenger RNA of Liolophura sinensis, 917 nucleotides long. Its product is annotated as UPF0434 protein Mmar10_2939-like. The record is from RefSeq and is a predicted model, not a curated record. The transcript has 3 exons. NCBI's taxonomy places the organism in Eukaryota, Metazoa, Mollusca, Polyplacophora, Chitonida, Chitonidae. The coding region runs from base 10 to 342 and encodes 110 amino acids.
UGUUUCAAAAUGGCGACGCCCAUGUUCAAAGGGUUUCAAAAAUUGUCUUAUUCUUGCGUUGGAUUCAGGCGAUUAAGAUGUUGGCGAGUGCUACACACAACUAAGGAUCUUCAGGCAGAUGACAAGGCAUUACAUUUUGACGAAUCUGUGCUGGAAUACCUGGCUUGCCCUCUGUCCAAAAAACCACUGCGGUAUGAUAAAGUUCACAACGAACUAGUGAGUGACGACAUUGGCGUGGCUUACCCAAUAGUUAACGGAAUCCCCAAUUUGGUGCCACAGGACGCAAGAAUGCUAAAGAAAGAUGCAGGAAGCUCAGAGGAAUCACAGUCAAAAUCAACUUGAACAACACUCGGUGCAUAAUAUACAGACUGUGUCAAGGAUGAACAACACACUAGAACUAUGGCUUGAUGUGUGAUAAGUUUUCUCUGGCACCUAUAUAGAUUUGCGAUGUAAUUGUGUAAAAAGUCUGAAGUCAGUCUAGAUAUUCAGCAGUUUUCUGAUCUGUUGUCAUGGAGACACUGGAGAUGUCAAGAACUGUCCCAUACUAUUACUAAAUGCAAAGCUGUGGCUUUUGUUAUCCAACAUUGUUCAAUGUUACAGCGUCCUGGGACAUGCAUGUGAAGAGUUUGAAGCUAAGAAAAUAUAUCUAUCUUGACUGACGGGUUGAUUUCUCAGUUUUUGUAGCAAUACAUGUAAUAUGCUACUAAAUUCCGUAUUCUAACUGCAUUUUCCUUGCUAAUUUUGACGUCCAACAUAUCAUUGUGUAGAGCUUAAUGUGGUCUGACGUGUCGGACUAAGGGCAGUUUGAUAGUGAAUAUGGUUAAUUUUACAGAGAACUGAAUACAGGCGAAAAGUGAAAUUAAACAGACUAUUCAGCCAUAACGUUAUUCCCUCAGCAGCCUGCGGAUGGUCGUGGG